Molecule: messenger RNA, 1058 nt
Organism: Chaetura pelagica (chimney swift)
Lineage: Eukaryota; Metazoa; Chordata; Aves; Apodiformes; Apodidae
Gene: RPIA
Product: ribose 5-phosphate isomerase A
Exons: 9
Biological process (GO): pentose-phosphate shunt, non-oxidative branch; D-ribose metabolic process
Cellular component (GO): intracellular membrane-bounded organelle
Molecular function (GO): ribose-5-phosphate isomerase activity
Source: RefSeq, a predicted model, not a curated record
AUGGAGUGCCAGCAACCAGUAACACCACGUGUUGGCCUGUGUCUCUGGGCAAGGAUCCUCUUGCAUGUGUUUGUAAUGUCAAGUCUGCUGGGAAGAGCAGAAGAGCUGUUGUGCUGAGCCCCCAGUAACAGCUCUGCUCUGUCUCUCUUUGAUUUGCAGAACAAUCAAGUUCUUGGGAUCGGAAGUGGUUCUACGAUUGUCCAUGCGGUGCAUCGAUUAGCUGAGCGGGUUAAACAGGAGAACCUGACAAUUGUCUGCAUCCCUACAUCUUUUCAGGCCCGCCAGCUGAUCCUGCAGAACGGCUUAACGCUAAGUGACUUGGACCGGCAUCCCGAGCUCGAUGUAGCCAUUGAUGGAGCGGAUGAAGUGGACUCUGACCUCAACCUUAUCAAAGGUGGCGGGGGUUGCCUGACGCAGGAGAAGAUCGUUGCAGGAUAUGCAAAAUGCUUCAUCGUUAUUGCUGAUUACAGGAAGAAAUCGAGGAGCCUGGGGGAGCAGUGGAAGAAGGGAAUUCCUAUCGAAGUCAUCCCCAUGGCUUAUGUCCCUGUCAGCAGAGCCCUGACCAAGAACUUCGGAGGCGCGGUGGAGCUGCGGAUGGCGGUCAGCAAAGCAGGCCCCGUGGUGACAGACAAUGGGAACUUCAUCCUGGACUGGAAGUUUGACAGGGUUCAUGAAUGGAAUGAAGUGAACACAGCUAUAAAAAUGAUACCAGGUGUGGUGGAGACGGGGCUCUUCAUCAACAUGGCAGAGGUGGUCUACUUUGGCAUGGAGGACGGCUCGGUCAGCGUGAGGGAGAAGCAGCCUCACUGAUGCUGCCCUGCUCUGCUUCUCCUUUGGCCACUUGGAGUCAGAUGUUGUAAUGGUGCCAACCCGACGUUUUGCCUUAACGAGCAGCGGUUCCCGCGGGAGAGCGACGGGCAGCUGAUCAGAAUCUGCUGACAUUGAUACUGAAUGUCUUUUUUUUAAAAGAAAAAACACAACAAACCAACAAGAUUAUAUUCUAUUUCUAUAUAUAUAUAUAUAUUUUUACUUUCCAGGAAUGUUGUAUUUUUCUUUAA